UGAAUAUUUAAUUAUUUAACAAAAAACCAGAAAAAAAUUAUGAUUCUAUUUGAGAUAUUCUAUUUUUAACUUAUCAAAUCGACUAAAUCCGAAUGUUGCACUAUAAAAACCUACCUACGUACGGUACUGUCAACGUCGACCCAACCUCCCCCUCCACCCUUCUUCCGAAUCCGAAUCAUCCUUGUCAUAUCGCUAAAGUUAUUGCUUAUUUUACGAAUUAUUAAAUUAUUUUAGUUUAUUUUUUAUUAAUUUAUAGUUCAUUUUAACAAAAAAGUAUUGAUAGAAAAACCUAGCUAGUGGUAGUGUUACACGAAUAACUCUCGACCUCAGGCUUCGGCCUGCGGUCUUAAAAACACCGUAACCACAAAAAAAAGACGCAUAAUCGAAAAAUUCUUAGCCAUAUUUCCUCCAAUAUAACACAACUAUUUCAUAAUAUUAUAUUUAGUUAUACCGUAAACAUGUCUCAGUGGAACAAUACUUACGCAUACAACAACCAAUACCAAGCCUGGAACGGUGAUCCCAAUGUCCAAUAUGUGAACCAAGGCUACUACCCCAACAGAGCGGACCAAGCUAAUCAGUAUGUGAGCUUUAAUGAAUUUCUUUCUCAAAUGCAAAACAAUGGAGCACCCAGUACUAGCAACUAUAGCAAUGUUCAAUAUGAAAACUACCCUACAGGUCAGUACAAUUACCAGAAUAUACCUACGACUGCCCAGAAUCCUCAAUUAGAAAAUUAUGGAUAUGCAGCACAAGCUUCCAAUGUUCCCAGUGGUUCAGAAUCCUACUCUAUGAACAUGCAAAGUCAAUAUACUCCAGUGGCAAACAAUCCUAAUAUGUAUACUAAUGCUAUGAUACUGAAAUCCAAUCUCACACCAACAGCCACUGAGUUUGUGCCAAAAAGUUCUAUGAUGAAACCUUCAGUUAGCACUCAGAACAUUCCUGAAUCUAGUACUGUAUGUGAUGAUAAUGAAUCUAGAAAUAAUUAUAGUAAUGUAAAUGAAACUAGGAAUCAAUACAAUAACUCUAACGGGUCUAGGAAUAAUUACUCCAACACAAGUGAACCUCGCAGUGUUGUUGGUAGUUCAUCUAACACAAACUGGAGAGAAAGGCCUCAGAGCUCACAACAGGGUAAUGAAACAAGCCACAAAACUGAAUCAUACCAACGCACACAAGAACCCACAAGAAAUCAAGAAUUCAAUGGCCGUCACCGAGAUAAUAGCCAUCGCAACAAUGAAUCUAAUGCAAGGCAGCAUGAUUCUAGCAGUCGUAACCAAGAUGCCAACAGUCGUAACCAUGAGGUAGAAUCCAAACAAUUUGAAUCAAAUGGGCGACAGCAGGAUUCUAGUAGCCGAACCUAUGAAGCCACCAACCGUAACUAUGAGAAUACAAGCAACAAAAGAGGCCAAGGAAAGUCUAAUUAUAAAGCAAAAUCUAAAGAUGACGCCCGCACCUUUUACAACAGUUCUAUAAGUAAAGACAGUCAAGAUGUGAGGAAUGGAAGAGGGGAAUCUUCUGGACGGGGAAAGAAUUGGGUGGGCACUCCUCGUCUCCGCGCAAUGGAACGAAACAGCACAGAAGAUGAGCAAUAUGCCAACACAUAUUUGCAAGAUAGAGCAGAUAGAAUGGAAAGAGAUAACAGGGACAGGGAUAGAGAUCAUCCAAUUAGAGAGAAAGAUGUGCGAGAAUCAAAUAGAGAUAGAGACAGGGGUGAUGUGCGAGAAAGGGAUAGAGAUAAAGAACGUGAUGUGCGUGAAAAGGAUAGAGAUAGGGAGCGUGAUAUACGAGACCGAGAUAGGGAAAGAGAAUUUCGCGAUCGUGAUAGAGAACACAGAGAGCGGGAAAGAGAACAUAGAGAAAGGGAGAGAGAAAAUAGAGAAAAGGAGAGAGAACAUAGAGAAAGGGAAAGAGAUAACAGAGAGAAGGAAAGAGCGUCUAAGUCUGAACAUGUUCCCAGUCCUGCUAGGUCUAAGGCACGAUUUUACAAUGAGCAAGUUAGCAAAGAAAUGACCCAACGCGAGCGUCUUACGGAACAGCUGGAUAAAGGAACGCUGGAAUGUCUAGUCUGCUGUGAACGAGUGAAACAAUAUGAUCCAGUUUGGUCGUGUAGCAACUGUUACCACGUCCUGCAUCUUAGGUGCAUACGAAAAUGGGCGAUGAGCAGCAUGGUCGAGGGUAAAUGGCGGUGUCCAGCUUGUCAGAACACAAACGAGACUAUACCGACGGAUUACCGCUGUAUGUGUGGGGCUGUGCGGACGCCCGAGUACCAGCGGGGCUCCGUUGGCGCCCACACUUGCGGGCGCUCCUGUCGCCGUCCGAGAUCCUGUCCCCACCCCUGCACGCUGCUCUGUCACCCGGGACCCUGUCCACCAUGCCAGGCUACUAUUAUGAAGUCCUGUGGUUGUGGCGCAGAGAACCGCUCAGUUCUAUGCAGCAGUAAGUUGCCACAAGUGUGCGGUCGCGUCUGUGGCCGUACCUUGGAGUGUGGCGUGCAUAAGUGUACCCAGAGCUGUCAUGAAGGGCCUUGCGAAACUUGCACUGAGACAGUGGAACAAGUGUGCUACUGCCCUGCCGCGAAGCGUCGGUCGGUGUCGUGCACGGCGGAGUGCGGGGGCGCGGCGCAGUGGUCGUGCGGCGCGGGCUGCGGCCGCGUGCUGGCGUGCGGCGCGCAUGUCUGCCGCGCGCCCUGCCACGCGCCGCCCUGCCUCCCCUGCCAACUGCUGCCCGACUACGUCACCACCUGCCCCUGCGGGAACACCAAGCUGCCUAAGGAUUCUCGCAAGAGCUGCACUGACCCAAUCCCGUUGUGUGGCAACAUCUGUGCGAAACCGUUGUCGUGUGGUCCGGCCGGAGACAAGCACUUCUGCAAGAUGAAUUGCCAUGAAGGUCCGUGCCCUGAGUGCCCGGAUAAGACAGUGUUGCAAUGUCGCUGUGGGCACUCUAGCCGCGAGGUGCCGUGUGUCGACCUCCCGCAGAUGUACAACAAUGUCCUCUGCCAGAAGAAGUGCAACAAGAAGUUGUCGUGCGGACGGCACCGCUGCCGCACGGUGUGUUGCGCGGCGACGUCGCACCGCUGCGCCGUCGUCUGCGGCCGCACGCUCGCCUGCCAGCUGCAUCGCUGCGAGGACUUCUGCCACACCGGACACUGCGCGCCCUGCCCCAGGUUCAGUUUCUCGGAGUUGUCGUGCUCGUGCGGCGCGGAGGUGUUGUUCCCGCCGGUGCGCUGCGGCACGCGGCCGCCGGCGUGCAGCGCGCCGUGCGGCCGGCCGCGCGCGUGCCGCCACGCCCCGCACCACGCCUGCCACGCCGGGGACUGCCCGCCCUGCGUCGUGCUCACCACCAAGCGCUGCCACGGGAACCACGAGGAAAGAAAAACAAUACCGUGCUCCCAAGAAGAAUUCUCAUGCGGACUUCCAUGCGGGAAACCCCUUCCUUGCGGCAAACACACGUGUAUCAAAACCUGCCAUAAGGGACCCUGUGAUACUGGCAAAUGCACCCAGCCAUGCAUGGAGAAGCGUCCGUCGUGCGGACACCCUUGUGCGGCGCCUUGCCACGUGGGCGCGAGCGGGGGCGCGGGGCCGAGUAGUAGCGGGGGCGCAAGUGGUAGCGGGGGCGCGAGUGGUAGUGGGAGUGGUCAGGCGACGGCGUGCCCUAGCUCUGCGCCCUGCCGCCGCCUCGUGCGCGCCACGUGUCCCUGCUCCCGCAGGCACGCCGAGCGUACCUGCGCUGACAACGCCAGGGACUAUGCCAAGAUGAUGAGCGCUCUGGCUGCCACCAAAAUGGCAGAGGGAGGUACAGUGGACGUGUCUGAAGUACAACGCCCCAGCAAUAUGCUCAAAACCUUGGAAUGCGACGACGAGUGCCGCGUAGAAGCGCGGACCCGUCAGUUGGCGCUGGCGCUGCAGAUCCGCAACCCCGACGUGUCGGCCAAGCUGGCGCCGCGCUACAGCGAACACGUCCGCGCCACCGCCGCGCGGGAGCCCGCCUUCGCUAACCAAGUCCAUGAAAAGCUCACUGAACUCGUGCAACUUGCUAAAAAGUCAAAACAAAAGACUCGUGCACACUCUUUCCCGUCAAUGAACCGACAGAAGCGUCAGUUUAUCCACGAGAUGUGUGAACACUUCGGUUGUGAGAGCGUUGCCUACGAUGCUGAACCCAACAGGAAUGUUGUAGCCACCGCUGAUAAGGAAAAGUCAUGGCUACCAGCAAUGAGCGUGAUGGAGGUGCUAGCUCGCGAGGCAGGCAAGCGUCGUGUCCCGGGCCCCGUACUGCGCGCCCCGCCCGCCGCCUCGACCUCCUCGGGGCCAACCUCCGGAACUGCACAAACCUCUAACUCUGCCUCUAAUAAAUCAUCAAGCGGCUGGGCGACCUUAACUUCAACGAACGCUUGGGCUGCUCGCAGCCAGCCAAAGCAGGCAAGCCAACCACAGCCAGCAGCCGAGAAAAUCGACUACUUCGACAACCCGCCCGAUAACUAGUCGACUAGCUCAAAUUGUAGCGUAGGUACGUACACUCAGUGCAUUUUAUACGCGACGUUUUCAUUAUUAUUUUUGCUCUAUCAACCUUUUAUUUUUGGGCAGGCGCCAUUUUGAUUUUGCUGUAUAACUAUUAAACAAAAACUUUAUUUAAGCAAUAGUCUAUGAAAGUUUUUUUUAAUAUUAUCAUGCUUAAUUUUAUGAUAUUGGAGGAAAAAAUCUGUGUAAUUAGAUAAGAAACAUGACAAUAUUCAUGAUAUUUAUUAGCUUUGCAUAAGACAGAUUUGUAAAUUAUAGUUACACUGCAACUGAUGCUGAUUUUGUUCAAUAUUAUAAUAACUUGCAAUUUUUGUUUGAUAUAAAUAAAGUUACAUUUGCUAUUGUCUUAUGAGCAAGUUCCUCAUAAAGUGAUCUCCCAGCUAUUUAUAUAUUUAUUUAGUCCUUUAGUGAAUUUAAUGCACACGGCUUUUUCUCUCCUUUUUAAUGCACUGAGUGUACAUCGACAGACAAUAGAGUCAAUUUUAUAAAUGUUUACUAUUCUUAUUGUAAUGUAAACUAUAUCAAAAUAUCAAAUAGGUAAUAAAUAUAAUUUUUAUGGGGCUAUUAACAUAUUGGGGUGGAUGGAAAGUCUAGUGAAUGGAAACAGUAAGUGAAUCAUAAUUAAAGGGACUAGCUGACCUUAUCAUACGUGUCAUUUACACCUAUCCUAUUAUCUCAGGUUAAAAGCCAUACUUCAGGAAAUAUUCUUAAAUUAUCAUUAUCGAAAUUGGUUCAGCUAUCCACGAGUUAUGCACUUAAAAACACAAACAACGAUUAUUUUUAUAUUAUUGACGAAUAAGGCAUGUCUUUAAUAAAAUAAUUUUACUUAAAUUAUUAGAUUAUUUAUGUUCAUGCAAUAUUAAGAUUGCAUUUUAACAUGUCCUUGACUUUCCAUUUACCCCAUUCUAACCAAUAAAUUCCAUUCGGCAUCUUAAUGGAUUUAUAGCGGAGGAGUGUCUGCUUUUUGCAUAAUUAAUACAAAAUUUAUAAAAAUAUUUAUGAAUAAUUCCAAAUUGUAUGUGCCUAUACACAAUCUAAAUGCCGUUCAAAUACCGAAUUAUCGCCUCAAGUCUUGAAAAUGUCAAUGACUGGCAAGUUUCAUUGUGUGUAGGCCUACUUAAAAAAAAUUAGCACAAAAUGUAAAGCACCUUAUAUUAAAAAGCUAGACCCCCUUUACCCAUCCUAAUAAAUCAGCAAUUGCUUCAAUCAUUUAUGAAACAUAAUUAAAUAUUUAUUCAAAGCACGCCCCACAAAUGACACUUCUAUAUAUUAUGUCUAUGUUUCAGAUAUUUACCUAAAUGUUUAGAAAUUAAUAUUCGUAUAGAUUCGUGUUACAGAUAUUGUUACCCGACUAUAGUUGUUUUUUUGCCUAUAUUUAUAAACAGCCUUAACCAGGCGUGGUAUUUUUUGUUAAGACCGCUGUCGUUAUAUUUAAUAUACCACGUACAAGUAAUUUUACUUGUAAUUUCUAUCCUACAGUCAAGCCCCAACAAACUAUAGUCGGGCUUUAGUUUUAAUAAAUGUCUAUGCAUGGAGCACCCAGUAAAUCUUAAAACAUAAUUCGUACAAUUAGUGAAACAUGGUUAAAAGAGACCUCUCUAUAUCUUUGUUACCAAAAUAUGGGAAGAUACCUGAUACGUCUGGUAGAAGUACAUUCUGACGUUAUCAAGCACUGGGAGCACCACGUAAGAAUACUCCUUAAAGCAUAUUCUGGAUAUUGUGAUAAAAUAAAAUACAAAAAAAAAUGUAUACUAGUUGAAUGUUUCAUUGUUUACAAGAUUUCCUAAAUGUUGUAAUUCCAGCCUUAACGAUGCACAUUUUGAUAGCUAUCAGAACAUUGAUAAGAUUUUUUUCAUUUUAACUGUUCAGAAACAUCGCAUUCAUAGAUUUUAAUACAUAAAGUAUACUAUUUAUAUGGCCAAAUAAAUGUUUAUAUAUAUAUAUUUAGACAUUUGUCGUAAACAGAUACAGAUACAGCAUUAUAUGUUACCACUUACAAUGUUUAAAACAUUAUACUUGAUGUUAUACUUAUUAUGUUCCUACCAUAUAUUUUUGUGAUUAUAUUUUUUGUUCUACUGGCCUUAGUCCGAUUUAAUUUGAGCAUAAAUAAUGACGGCAACAUUUUUCGAUUUCGAGAUCGCGAAUGAUGUAUUUUGUUGUUUUACUUAAUAAAUUCCUUAUCAACAUC
Spodoptera exigua (beet armyworm) is the source of this 6696-nucleotide messenger RNA. NCBI's taxonomy places the organism in Eukaryota, Metazoa, Arthropoda, Insecta, Lepidoptera, Noctuidae. The record is from the annotation of a GenBank genome assembly.